UAUCAAUAUUUAUUUAUAAUGUAAAGUGUUCUUCAUACAGCAAAACCAAAAAUUAACUCAAAGCUUAUUUUAAUUGUUAUGAAAUUAAUUUAUAAACGUGUAUAAUUAUUUUACCGAUGUAUUGAAAGUUAGUAACUUGACUUCUCUUCGUUUCAGAAUGAAGAAAUGGCGACUGCGAAAUGUUAUGACUGUCUCGUAGCUAAGUUAUUUGUGAUUAAUUUGUGUAUGUGAGUUUUUACUAGUGUAUUAACUUUGUCUUGACUUACAUCCGAAACAUGGCUUCUGAAAGAAUGGAGUGGGUGGAGAUCAUAGAGCCUCGGACCAAGGAGCACAUGUAUGCCAACCUAACUACAGGCGAGUGCGUCUGGGACCCACCCAAAGGGGUGCCUGUUAAGAAGACUGACAACAACCAGUGGUGGGAACUGUUUGACCAAAACACCAGCAGGUUCUACUACUACAACGCCACCUCGCAGAAGACAGUGUGGCAUAGGCCGCAGAACUGUGACAUCAUACCUCUGGCUAAGUUGCAGACACUGAAACAAAACACAGAGCCUGUUGUUCAAGAUGAGGCCAAUGAAUCUAAUUCUCACAAACCCAAAGAAUCAGUCGCUACGCAGACUCCUGGUCGGUCCCGCACUCAUCAUGCACAUUCUACUAAGAGUCAAGAUACAGUCGAGAGUGGCCGACAGUCUAGUGGGAGUGGCCGAGUAGCUACAGAGACCCAGACACAGACCUCACCCCCAGCUUCCCCUCGGACAUCUCGACGGUCUCACCACCAUCAUCACCAUCAUAGUUGUGGUUGCAGGCAUCAACAUACAUCACAGCAGGCUGCUCAGACUCACACACCCAGCAGGAUGCCGUCUACAGGGGCGGCUGACAGAGACGGACGACCAAGGCGAGGCAGUCACGGGUCCUGGUACCACAGGACGACUCAGACACAGACUGGCCCAGUGCAAGAGUCGGGACGGUCGAGUGACUCCAGUUGUGUUUCGUUGAGCCGCAACUCCCUGGAGUCUUCAGUCAAGCCACUAGAGUCGCCUAACCACGGGCUCAAACACUCUCCGUCAAGUGGUCUGACGCUGUCCACGUCCACUCCGGUGCUGAAGAAGAAACCUCUCAGCGAUGCCAAUGCGCAGCCCGAGCGGCAGACGCAGGAGCGACGACCUGGUGUUUCGGUGCAGAGGAGUGCUUCCAACGCCGCACAUCUGCCUGCCAAGCAGAAGAGCUUUGAUAUUGAUAUCAGUGUGGGUGGAGGCUACAGCCUAGGACAUGAGAACCGCAACACUGGAAGUGUGUCUAGGACACGACCUGCACUGUCCAACAGUCAGUCAAACCAACAUCUGUCCAGGAGUCGUAGUCAGACCACCCCUCAACCUGUUACCGCACCUCUGUCAGUGUCCUCUACACUCUCCCUGGACCAGGAGGAGGAGGACUCCAUGCAUGAGAAGUACUUCUUGUCUGGGAACACACAACUGUCUAGUGGACGAAGAUCUGUCGAGUCUACACCUCAGGCGCGCAGGAAACACCAACACAGAUGUCCCAAGCUGAGCCCAGACUAUGCCAACCUCGCCAGCAGUGUUCCCCCUCCACCUCCACAAUCAAGACACUCCCAUUCGUCUUCCUCCAACUCCUCUACGUUAGCCAAUGCCCACCGUCUGCAACCUGCACAUAUUGUUACCAGAGACAGAGAGGCAGGACUGUCAAGUAGUGAUAAUGAGAAUGACUCAAGCACCAGUGUGUCCUCUAGUCCUAGAACACAGCCACUGCUACAUCCGGACACUGCUACCAACGAACACAACGACAAAGUUCUGAAACGACCAACGUUCAACAACGUGGAGGAGCGACACAACAACUCGCUGCACAACAGACGAGCUGUGCUGAAGAACAACGGCAAUCACAGCUUGACACUGUGUCCAAGGGUGGACAACAAAACUGACUCCUCACCAGUGUACUCCAACCAGCCAGUAGGGGUGGGAGGGUUCAUACUGGAGCCUGAGAUGCAGGAACACCUUCUACCCCUACAGCAGUAUAUACUAGAACAGGCUAAACUGUCAGGUUGCUACAGAUUCGGCGACAGUCUUGUAGAGGAGGCAGAUUCUCUACACUCGGACGAGGAGGACGCAGGUCAGCUGCUACAAGGAGGAGUAGAGUACGACAGUGAUGAGUUUGCCGAUGACGAAGGGAUGAGCAACCAAGACGACUCCAGCAGCCAGGAGUACCUGCAUGAUGAGCCCAGCUAUCUAGAUACUGUAGAACAGUACAGAUACGCCAACUGGGAGAGAAGUUACCCAACUGAUGGUCGUGUCAGUGACUACGUAGUUGACAGUCUGGAGUCUCGUAUGGCUGCCUCCAGUGGCUACAACACCAAUGUCACCUCUCUGUCACAACAGCAGACCUCCAGAAGUAAUAGUCUAGCUACUACCUUGUCUGGAGCUUUAGGAAUAAAUACUACGUUACCAUUAGAAACGCAACACGCUUCGUUGAAAAGGAAGAAAGAUCCACCAGCGCCCGCGCCAGUCCUGUAUUCUCCUAUUAUGGAACGAGCGGAGAGAGUUGACUACAGACGACAGAUAUCAUCUUCCCCUCCCUGUGGGUCUGGCCCCCCACCCUCUCCCCUUCCACUUAUUACUCAUUCUCUCCCAUGCUCCCCUUCCCCUCUCUCGGCUUCUCUUCAGUACGAACAGCUAUCUAGGGUAGUUUUGAAUAAAAAGUUGCCCUCUGAAAGCGACAUAGAGAAGUAUGCUCAAGACAAUCUCAAUAUCCACAAGAAGGGCAUAUUUAGGAAAAAGUUCUCCAUCAGAGAUAUGUUGUCUUGGUCAAAAGAUCCAAUCAGAAAGCCGAUGCUGGUGUUAUCGGACAAAUCGCUCAAGAAAGACGCAGUGGAGAUGUUCAAACUCGUGCAGAUCUACAUGAGCGAUCGUAAGGCUAAGCUAGGCAUGAGUCUGAACAGUGUAGCCCUAGAGAUCUGCAACCUUGGGUACAACAAGCCAGCCUUGCGGGACGAGCUGUACAUACAGAUCUGCCGGCAGACGACGGAGAACCCUCGCAGGGAGAGUCUUCGAAGAGGAUGGGAACUUUUGGCGAUAUGCCUUUCAUUUUUCCCACCGUCACCCAAGUUUCAAACAUACUUGGAUAGCUAUAUGAAUAGGCACAGAGAUCCAAGCUUUGACUUCCCAGAGGUAGGCAAGUGGCCGAUCCACGUCCAGGUUAGCCACUACGCCAGUGUCGCCUGCAAGCGGCUAGAGAGGGGUGGAGAGGGGGGAAAGAGACCGCCAAGAAAACCCACAUUGGAGGAGAUCGAUCAGGCUAGAUUGCAGAUCUUCAGACCAAGCAUGUUUGGCUCCACUCUACAGGAGGUGAUGGCCCUGCAGAAGGAGAGGUUCCCUCACUACAAGCUGCCCUGGAUACAGACCACUCUAUCUGAAGAAGUACUGAGGCUACAGGGAGCUCAGACUGAAGGCAUAUUCAGGGUAUCUGCGGACGUAGAUGAAGUGACUAGUCUCAAGAUGCAGCUAGACAGGUGGGAUCGGCCCACAGACUGGACGGACGCUCACACUCCUGCGUCUCUGCUCAAGUUAUGGUAUAGAGAGCUGUACGAGCCACUCAUACCGGACACCAUGUACAACGAGUGUAUUCAGCAUCACGACAACCCAAUCCGAGCGAUACAAAUUGUCGAUAGUCUUCCAGAAAUCAACAGGCUCGUUUUGUCCUACCUUGUGCGAUUUCUUCAGAUAUUUGCACGGAGCGAGGUUGUACAGCAGACCAAGAUGGACGCCAGUAACCUGGCCAUGGUGAUCGCACCUAACUGUCUACGCUGCACCUCCCACGACCCUCGCGUCAUCUUCGACAACGCGCGCAAGGAGAUGGCGUUCAUGCGCACCCUCAUUCAGUACUUAGACACCAACUUUGUGGAGGGAGUCGUAUAGAAAGAUGGUCGGAGCGACCAGACACUACAAUUUGUGCCUGAGUUAUGCCAUUCAUACCAAAGUUAGCAGAUUAAGUAUACAGUCUUAUUUUCGUGUAAAUAAGAAUAAUCUCAGAAUGUAAUAUAAUUUGUUUGUAUUUAAUUUGUUGUUUAUCAUUCUGUAAAGAAUUAGUCAUGUUUGUCAGACAAAUACGUUUUAAGAGUUUAAGAAACUAGCAUUUGUACAAUGCAAACCCUAUGGGUCGGAAUCCGUACACGAAUCUGAUCGCAAUUCGACGUCAGCGAAAGACGAAGGGUCAGUGCUCAAUCGAUAAUAAUCUUCCUAUUCUGCGUUUGUUGUUUGUGUUAUAGAACGGAGUAAAUAUCUCGCUAGUCAUUUAAUUUUCAGAAAUUCCAUUGUGUAGCCUACUGCAUGCUACAAUGCUAAAAAGUAUUUUUGCAUUUCAUCCUGCUUUUAAAUACCUGGUGAACUGUGCACUUUUUUUAUGGAUCUAAAUAUCUAUUUGAUUGAUAUUGAUUUAUCAAUAAUUCAAUUUGUAGUUAAAUUUCUUUACAAUUUAGAGAAACUUCAAUGUAGUUGGUUUAUGUAGUUAAAUUAAUUGAUUUACAAUAAUUAUGUAAAUCUCAUCUUUCGACUUCGUGGUUUACUGAUGAAUAAGUGUAUUUAUUUUUGCUUUAAACCUUGUAUUGGUAGAACUUAUUAUAAAUUUUGUUCGUAAAUGCUUGAAUUUUAUUUAUUUAUAUAAAAAAUGAUAGGUCAAACUUUGACGUAUUCAGGACAUUAACGUCUUAUAUAUUAGGUAAUUAAUUGCCAACAAGUUUUAAGAUAAUUGGUAAUGCAUUUAGGUUUGAUCAAUGUUAGCAAAUUUGUAUCUCUGCCCAUGUUAAUGCAUUUCGUUUCAAACAAUGUUAGGUUAUUUAGUUAUAAAAUAUAAUAAAUUAGGAAAUUUGCUUUAAAAAAUUUAAAAAAAAGUUCUAUCACACCAUAAGGUCAACGGAUGAAAAAAUCUUUAGUCAUCACUAAAUCACAAGUCUGAUAUAAUUUAUGAUAAAUAAUGAGCUGUGAAAAUGCUUGAACUUUUACAAGCAUGUGCACUUUUGUUUUCAAAUUUGUUACUUAAAAAUAGAUUUCAACGAGGAUAAUUUUUAAUCCUGGUAUUUCUAAGGUUAAUUGUUAUAAUUGAGAUUAUAAAAAAUCCUUAGACUUUUUCUCACAGACUAAGUCAGUCUAAACUGAAAUACAACAAUACUUUUAUGUUUAACAUCAUUUUCAACCUUUUAAAGAUAGUUUAGACUGUGCACAGUUUAACUAACGUAAACGAUUAUUACUAUUUAACAUCACCCUGAAGUUUCUCUAUGGUUUUAGUCCCAAAACGAUUUUGUUAAACCCAGCAAUCCAAUGCGAUGUUGAUUUAAUGUAGUAAUUACAUUACCAAUUUGUUUUUUAUGUAUUUAACUUCUAUAAAACUGUUUAUAGAACUUUGCUUUGAUAAUCCCAACUGAGUUCCAAAAACACAACACUAGCUUGUGGUAUUUUUGUAUUAUGUGAAAAGGAUAAAUUAGGAAUACUAUUGAAUUAUAUAUUAUGCGAUAACAUAUAUUACCACCAUUGUGCUCCUUUAAACAUUGUAUUUAUUGAGUAAUCAUUAGUGGUUUUUGUAGUAUUGUUUUAUUGGAAUUUAAAAGAAAUGUGGUAUGUUUUGUUUCAUGAAGUUUUUUGUUCUUACACUGAACUUACUACUUUGUUCUAUGACUGCACUUGGUUUUUUUAAGAGUGUUAAACACUAAGUGGUCCAAUCUAAGUUUUGUCUAUGUUAGGGAUUGAACCCCUGAACCUAUCACUUUCCCACCGAAAAUACUAAUAACUAGUCCAAUGUAUGUUUAGGAAAAUGACAAUAACUUAAAGAAAAAAAGGCAGUGUAAUUAAAAACUUUGUAAAAUAGUACAGUAGAACUUCGAUAACAAAGUGUCAUUUUCAAAUCCCCUUGAAUUUAUUUUACCCCCAAUCACAACGGUGGCGUCGUCCUGUAAUCCAGCUACAGUAGACUCGUCCGUAUCGGCCUUGCCCGGACUCCCGCUCGUCCGGAUCGGCAAUCGUGAUUUUUUUUUCUAGUGGCACAGUACAGUAGAAGUCCAAUUAUUCAAGCUAAACUGAACGGAGACUACUUCGGAUUAUGAAAAACUCUAAUAACAAAGUGAAAAUUAUAGGUUAUAAUUAGACAAAAAUUUUAUUGAAUAUGGUUUAUUAUUACAGUACAGUAAUAAGUGAUUAAUGAUUAAAUGAACAGAUAUUUCUUUACCAACUCGUCCCGAAAAGAAAGAUUCAUUACUGGUGGAACUGCAUUUGCCCGGCUAUCAGUACUGUGGACUUGAACAAAAUUGAAAAAAAAAACGGCUAUAUACAGUACUGUAUUUGCUCGACUCUAGAUAGUCGUAAUCCGGACUGGACGUCCGCUACAUUAGUCCGGAUGAGCGAGAGUCUACUGUACUAGAAGGUCACGAAUUGUGGAUAUUUAUAGGCAUGCACUGUGGAUGCAUUACUCCUUGGUGUGGAUCAACAUCAGCACUAGUGAGUACUACGACUAUCCGCAGUACUAUUCUGAUGAUUAGACCAAUUCGUUAAUUACAAGGCAAAAAUAUCGUUCGGAUUCCACUAUAAACUGUAGGUCCCUUAGUUGCCAUUGGCUGUAUGGGCUGUUAAUUAACAGCUGUGUCUAAGGAAUAUGUCAGCCUCAGUCCCUAACAAGACUACAAGAUCGCGCCACUCAUCCUACACUCAUCUCCAUUCAUACUUGGCUUAAAAUACCUACUUUGUAUGGUCACCAUUAUUUCAAUGAAAUGUAUUAAAGUCAAGUAAACCUCGAUAAGAAGUUUACCUUGAUAACUAGUCUUAUCUAAUAAUCCCCAUGAGUCAUGUUUUUGAGGUUCUACUGUACUAAGAAAAGUUUUGAAAAAAUUUUACCUGUAUAUUUAUUUCUAAACAAAACAUACCACGUUUCCAAACAUUUUAUCUCUAGAAUUGGAAUAGAAAAUUACUUUGUAAUACCACUUUACCAAUAUUGUUUAUAAUUUGUACUCAGUAAUAAAUUUGGUUAGUAAUAAAUAUGAACGUCAUAUCAGUACAUAAUAAAUCUACUCAACCUACGUAUAACGAUAACAUUGUUUCAAUUAGGUGGAUCCAAACUUAAGUUUUACAAGGUCAAUUAUUUUGCAACAGUUCUCAGUAAGUAUAUAAUGUAGCAGUAGGAGUUAAUUUGAGUUACAGUUUAUGUACAUAUACACAGUUCCUGAAGCCAGGAUAGAUGUACAUAGAAUAAACAGCUUUUGUGGUAUAGCGCUCAUAGUAACAGAGUACUCAAUUGUAACAUUUUCACGAUUAAUAUUCGCUUCGCUUGUUUUCUGUUUGUCAUUAGAUUAUUUAGCUUAUUUUUGUACCAAAUGUAUGUUAAGUUUUGUCGUAUUAACAUUAUUAAAAUGUUUUAUUGAAUUUACUAAUAUUUUUAUGUUAAGAGAUGUAAUGCAUUUGAGUGACAGGGAUUGGACGUGAAACUGUUGGAGGUUGUAAUCGGUAUUGGAAGAUAAUUAUUUCAUUUAUUUGUUUUUGAAUUAUUAUGUUAAAUGCUCAUUGUGUGGCCCUUACCAUGUAAAUAUACACUAUUUUUAUUUUUAUACGUUGAAUUUACAAUUUUCAGAAUUUGAAAGUUUUUAAACCAACUUUAAAAAAAUGUACUCUAUAAAUGUCACAAAGAUUGAACAAAACCAUUUAAGAUUACUUGAAUUACACCACUCAAAGAAAGUGCUACAGCCAAAUUAUAUUUAACCUUUAACUUCAUAUUUGUAGUCAGCUAACCAAAUUGAGUUUAUAGUUGGCAAUCAGUUGUUGUUUUUCACACUAUUAUAAAUAAAAAGCACAAUGUUGAAGGAAUGAAAGUAGAUUCUUUUUGUAUAUUUUGUGGUAUGGGCCCCUAAAUAUUAAGAGUAAGGGAUUAGUUCCUAGUUUUAUGACUAGUUUUGUGUGUAAAAGAACCAUAUGGGUGUUCUCAGCGAAAUAAAUUUUAAUUAUCCUCUUUAGGCUUGGAAAGAGAAACUUAAUUGUACUGUUAUAACUUAACAGACACCCUUUUAAUAGAUACAACACAAUACAAAUUUGCAAGAUCUUUUGUUUCUUCACUUUCAUUUUUUGUUCAAUUCAAUACAGAAUCAUUAGAUAAAAAUAUUUUCUCUUUGAUAAAUCCGCAUUUGUCUCUUUCACUAAUCUUUUAUUUUGUCUCGUUCAAGAAUUCUGAAUCAGUAACAAGUCACUAUUUUAAAAUGGGAGGUAGGAAGGUUAAAAUGGUGUCUGUUCUAAAAAUUAUGCACACUCAACAACUCUACUUGUUAUUGUUAAUUGAAAUUACACAUCACAAAAAAGUGUAGAUCCAACUCCAAGAAAGUAAAAUUAUUUUAAACCUUUGCAUCCAAGCCGAUUGUUCAAAAUUGUAACAGCAAUAGUUGAUGUAAAUGGAGGUGAAUUUCUCUCAAUGCAUUCACUGAUUGUUGAAGUAGUUAAUAAUCCCACUGAUUAAAAUACUUAAUUUUUAUACUUUUUUAGUUUGUUAGAAGUUACCAAAAAAUUUGUUUUACUUAUGUAUCCAGCUUAGGAAAACAUAAUAUUUGUUUACAAUAACUAAUUUAAAAAAAUAAAUACAUUGAACUUAUUA
Macrosteles quadrilineatus (aster leafhopper) is the source of this 8625-nucleotide messenger RNA. Its product is annotated as rho GTPase-activating protein 39-like. The coding region runs from base 276 to 3926 and encodes 1216 amino acids. Gene Ontology annotation, molecular function: GTPase activator activity; protein binding. NCBI's taxonomy places the organism in Eukaryota, Metazoa, Arthropoda, Insecta, Hemiptera, Cicadellidae. Gene Ontology annotation, cellular component: cytoplasm; cytoskeleton. The record is from RefSeq and is a predicted model, not a curated record. Gene Ontology annotation, biological process: signal transduction. The transcript is spliced from 24 exons.